CAAUGGCAUCCUCGCUGGUUUCAAGGAGAUUGUACAGAAAAUGUUUUCAACAGGGCCGAUGCGUCAUUCAAGGGAGACAAUUUAGAACUCCCAUCAACAGUAAAUGGGCGCAGCCAAACUUAGAGAGGAUCACUCUGAACCAUAGACUAUUUCACUCCAGUUCAGUGACUUAUGGAGACAUUGAACAAUUCAAACUGUCCGACAUUGGGGAGGGAAUUCGAGAGGUCCACAUCAAGGAAUGGUUUGUGACAGUGGGAGACCAUGUGAAUCAGUUUGACAGUAUAUGUGAAGUCCAGAGUGAUAAGGCCUCAGUGACAAUCACUAGUCGAUAUGACGGCUACAUCAGACGGCUAUAUUAUGAUGUGGAUGAUGUUGCCCUCGUUGGACAGCCUCUAGUGGACAUUGAACUUGAUGAUGGAUCUUCUUCCAGUUCAAGUUCUGAAUCUGUCGAUAGUGGGAACGCCUCCUCAGACGAAGAGUUUUUGGGUCACAAGGUCAAAGGUAAAAGUGCUCUGGCCACACCUGCUGUCAGGAGGCUUGCUAUGGAAAACAAGGUUGACUUGAGAGAUGUACCAGGAACAGGUAAAGAUGGCCGAGUCUUGAAGGAAGAUAUCUUAGCCUUCAUUCAGAAUAAACACGCUGCAAAGGCUCCAAAAAUGACUGCUCCUCAAGCACCAGCCCCAGUCCAGAAAGCCCCUCCCCAGAAAUUGUCCCCUCUACCUACACCAGUCAAGAGGGAGACAAUUGCUGUAGGGAAAGAUUACACUGAAGUCAUCAAAGGAAUCCGUAAAGCCAUGGUGAAGACGAUGACUCAGGCAGCGCACAUUCCUACAUUUGGGUAUAAUGAUGAGGUGGAUAUGUCCAAACUAGUCGAGCUCCGCAGCGACAUUAAGAGUGUGAUGGAGAAAUCCGAGGUCCGCUUCUCUUACAUGCCAGUUAUCAUCAAGGCUGUAUCAUUAGCUUUAUCAGAAUAUCCAAUCCUAAACUCGAGUGUGGACGAAAAUUGUGAAAACAUUACAUACAAGGCAGCACAUAAUAUUGGCAUUGCCAUGGAUACGCCAGAGGGCUUGGUGGUCCCCAGUGUAAAGAACGUCCAGUCUCUGAGUAUUUUUGACAUAGCUGUGGAACUGAAUCGUCUCCAAGCACUAGGAAUGGCAGGAAAACUGACCAAUGCUGAGUUAACUGGGGGGACUUUCUCUCUGUCUAAUAUUGGAGUGAUAGGAGGAACUUAUGCCAGGCCUGUGAUAUUACCACCAGAGGUGGCUAUAGGUGCAUUAGGAAAACUACAAACAUUACCUCGCUUUGAUGACAAGGGUAACAUUAUCAAAAAACAGAUCAUGUGUGCCAGCUGGUCAGCAGAUCACCGCAUCAUAGAGGGCGCUACAAUGGCUCGCUUCUCCAAUCUGUGGAAGUCGUACCUAGAGAACCCGAGUCUGAUGCUUCUCUAUCUGCGAUGAUGUUUGUGUUUAUUGUCUCUCUCUUCAUUUGCUCAGCAUAUUGUGAAGCCAUAUCAAUGACGUAAUAAACCGUACUCCAGUAAAUCAGACACAGAUCUGACAUUUCUGAGGACAUUUUCAAAGAAAUUAUCAACUGAAAAUUCAGUAUUGAAAUUCUGUAGAAGAUGAGACUUUCAUGUACUCUUUUAUGAUGUUUGUUCUACAAAAAAGACACGAUUUGUGCCAGCAUGUAGUAAUUUAUGUUGGUUUUCCAUCGUUACAUCAAAAUCUGUGUACUCUUUUUACAUGUGUAUCACAACGCAGGUAGUAUGUGUACUGUACAUGUAAAUUAUUUACUCGUGUGAAGACGGGCAAGGUCAGGGUUGAAUCUCAUUCAGUCAGUUGUGUGGAUUGCUUUGAUGUAAAUAAAAUCAGGUAUAGAGUGAG
Messenger RNA from Saccostrea echinata, 1883 nucleotides. RefSeq names its product lipoamide acyltransferase component of branched-chain alpha-keto acid dehydrogenase complex, mitochondrial-like. The transcript has 11 exons. Lineage: Eukaryota; Metazoa; Mollusca; Bivalvia; Ostreida; Ostreidae. Gene Ontology annotation, molecular function: lipoic acid binding; acetyltransferase activity. The record is from RefSeq and is a predicted model, not a curated record. The coding region runs from base 3 to 1457 and encodes 484 amino acids. Gene Ontology annotation, cellular component: mitochondrion; cytoplasm.